This is a messenger RNA of Equus caballus (horse), 2982 nucleotides long. It is a transcript of the gene TTPA, whose product is annotated as alpha tocopherol transfer protein. Gene Ontology annotation, molecular function: phosphatidylinositol bisphosphate binding; vitamin E binding; lipid transfer activity. The record is from RefSeq and is a predicted model, not a curated record. Gene Ontology annotation, cellular component: membrane; late endosome. NCBI's taxonomy places the organism in Eukaryota, Metazoa, Chordata, Mammalia, Perissodactyla, Equidae. Gene Ontology annotation, biological process: vitamin E metabolic process; vitamin transport.
GCCCCAGCCCUCGGCCUUGUGCGAGGCCCGCCGCGGGGCGGGACGGUGGGUCUGCGCUGGGCAGCGGCCACCGGAGGAGGGGCCGAGGGUGGCGCGGAGCCCGCGGUUAUUGCCGGCCGCCGGGCACCGGCGGGCAUGGCAGCGAUGCGGCCGGGCCCGGCGGCGGGGCUGCAGCUGAGCGCGCUGCCCGACCACUCGCCGCUGCUGCAGCCGAGCCUGGCGGAGCUCCGGCGGCGGGCCCGCGCGGCCGGCGUGCCCGAGACGCCGCUGCCGCUCACCGACUCCUUCUUGCUGCGCUUCCUGCGCGCCCGGGACUUCGACCUGGACCUGACCUGGCGGUUACUAAAAAAUUAUUAUAAGUGGAGAGCAGAAUGUCCAGAAAUAAGUGCAGACCUACACCCUAGAAGUAUUCUUGGCCUUCUGAAAGCUGGCUACGUUGGCGUCCUGAAAGCCAGAGAUCCCACCGGCAGCAAAGUUCUUAUUUACAGAAUUGCACACUGGGACCCAAAAGUUUUCACAGCUUACGAUGUAUUUCGUGUAAGUCUAAUCACAUCAGAGCUUAUUGUCCAGGAAGUAGAAACGCAACGGAAUGGCAUCAAGGCCAUCUUUGAUCUAGAAGGCUGGCAGUUUUCUCAUGCAUUUCAAAUGACCCCAUAUGUAGCCAAGAAGAUUGCUGCUGUUCUUACAGAUUCUUUUCCAUUAAAAGUUCGUGGUAUCCAUUUGAUAAAUGAGCCAUUAAUUUUCGAUGCUGUCUUUUCCAUGAUUAAACCAUUCCUGACUGAGAAAAUUAAGCAACGUAUUCAUAUGCAUGGGAACAAUUACAAAGAGAGCUUACUUCAGCAUUUCCCAGACAUUCUUCCUCUGGAGUAUGGUGGUGAAGAGUUCUCCAUAGAGGACAUUUGUCAAGAGUGGACAAAUUUUAUAAUGAAGUCUGAAAAUUAUCUCAGCAGCAUUUCCCAGACCAUUCAGUGAGAUGAAGUUAUUUAUCGUGAAUGGCUUCCUAAUUAAAAAUACGUGAGUGAGAUCCUAAUUGGUUAAAUGAAUGAAAGAACAGGAAUCUUUUAAACUAGUUAAUGCUUGUCUGAUUAAUAUUUAAAAAUGUAAAAAUCUUUUGACAUGAGCAACAUGAGUAUUUGGGAAACUUCCUUACUUUUUAUAUGCAUUUUCUUUACCUUUGAAGUAAUUGAAUGUUAGUACACCUUAAAAGCAUAGAAGAGAUUCCUGAUUUUUGCACUUGAAAGAAUGCUAUCUCUAAAGUAGCUACUCAUGUGCACCUUUGUAUGUUUCUGAAAAGUUUCAUUUUAAACAAGUUCUGUGACUACAUUGGUUUAGUAAUAAAUGUAUAAAUAGUCCACUGAAAGGAAAUAUUAGCACAAAUCAGCUGAUGAUAAAAAUCUGUUAACACUCAUUCUGGGUGGGUGUCAGAUUAGAUAAUUCAGAUUAAAAUCUGAAUAAAGUUUUACAGAGUUAUUCCUGCGGGCCAGCAAGACAGUUCAUAUCAGGGAAAUUGUAUUUUAGCAUAUUUCCACAAUAAAAACUUUUGAUUGAAGUCCACAUGCCAUAAGCUAUUGUAUGUAGUAUCUACAGGUCUCUAUGAAAUGACUAAUGUUGACACAAUUGAUAACCAAAAAUAAUUUAGAAAAUAUUUCGGGCAUAGUUGAUGCCUUCUUAAUACUGCUUCUGCAUUUUCAGACAACUCAAAGAUGUAAUUUAACCUCUGUUUUUGGCUAUUCUUUUCAUAACUAUGUAGAGACUUAGAGAUGAAAUAAUAUUUAGUUGUCACAUACAUGGACUCUAUUUUUAAUUGAACAAUAGCACAACUAUGUAAGGGAAAGAAAAUGUUUACAUUUUUUAAAUGACUGUCAAUUACAUCUGGAACUCUUCAGAUUAUGCAUGAAGUAAUUUGAGUUUUCCUAUCAUAUGAGAAUAUUCUAGUCAAAUCCUACAGUUCAUUUUUACUUAAAUCAUUAAUUAAAAUGUGCCGUUUGUACUGUAGUUUAUUUCAUUUAUUGGAAAAGAUAUGUCAAUAUAACUUUCAAUUUAUGAUGGUUUUUAUAGUGUUUUAUAAUUUUUUAAAUUUUAUUUUAAACUUGAAACUGAAAGAACAUAGAGUGCAAAAAUUGUUAAGCAGUUGACUCAGCUUAGUUGGGUUUCAACAUUAAUCAUACAAUAGUACCUUUGUGGAAGGAUAUGCGAAGGAUGCUUUUCUUCAUAAGAAAAUUAUUCUAAUCACAUGAGCUGAUACUUAUGAUUCUCUGUACAUAUAUCUAUGAAAAAAUUGAGAGUACUUGUGAAUGUUCUUUGAAUGUGCUGGAUUUUAAUUUAGCAUUGGGAAGCUAACUUUACAUUAUAAUUUGUAUUAAAAAAUUAGAUUGUGCCUAUUUUCUAAAAAUAUGUUAAAGUCUUCUUCACAAAAUCAUACAAUUCAAAAUUGUAUAAUUAAAUAUAACAGCAGAAUAAAACCAUUUAAAAAGAAUAGACAAUAACAGCAACAAAAAGCUCUGGUUUACCCAACUUUUAUUCCUAGAAAGAGGCUUAGGUCGCAAAGUUCCACUUCAUUUACAUUUGGGCACUUAAAACACUUUCUUAUGACUCUGAAGGAAUGAUUACUUUAGCAGAUGAAUAGAAGAUAAUAUUUUUAAAUGUUUUUCAAAUGUGAUUCAUUGGUGAUGUUACUGACAGUAAAUAGAAUUAAAAUAAGGUAAUCAAUAGAAGUGCGUUUCAUGAUGGGACUUUGAAACUUCUAUAAAAUGCAACAAUUCACUGAAGAACAUUAAAAGAACCACGUGAAAUAAGCAGGCAAUUUUACAAGGUGGCAAGAUAAGUAACUAGCGAAUUGUCUAAAUUACUUUACUAUAAUUGCACCAAAAGUGCCUUUUAAAAGAUUAACUCUAACAUGUGCUCUUUGUGUUACUGAACUGCAUGAUAAUUUAUUUGUUUUAAUAUUGCUCAAAAGAAAAUAAAGAUCUUUCACCUAAAUUA